Messenger RNA from Morus notabilis, 1710 nucleotides. Its product is annotated as protein NRT1/ PTR FAMILY 5.10. The transcript is spliced from 4 exons. Bases 1 to 1710 code for a protein of 569 amino acids. Gene Ontology annotation, cellular component: membrane. Gene Ontology annotation, molecular function: tripeptide transmembrane transporter activity; dipeptide transmembrane transporter activity. Lineage: Eukaryota; Viridiplantae; Streptophyta; Magnoliopsida; Rosales; Moraceae. The record is from RefSeq and is a predicted model, not a curated record. Gene Ontology annotation, biological process: dipeptide transport; transmembrane transport.
AUGGACAUUUCCACUUCUAACCGCUUCGGAUCCGACGAUGCCGAAACUCCGAUGCUCGAAAACAUCGCCGUCGACUACAAGGGCCGUCCUGCCUACCGAUUCAGCUCCGGCGGUUGGAGAUCGGCGGCAUUUAUCAUAGGUGUGGAGAUUGGGGAAAGGUUUGCCUACUACGGAAUCUCCGGCAACCUUAUAAUGUAUUUGACAGGGCCGCUCCGGCAGUCGACAGCGUCGGCAGCGGCAAGCGUCAACGCGUGGGGCGGCGUGGCGUCGCUGCUGCCUCUCUUGGGGGCUUUCGUUGCCGACACUUUUCUUGGCCGCUACCGCACCAUCGCCCUCGCUACUCUGCUCUAUAUCCUGGCGCUAGGUUUGUUGACUCUAUCGGCUGUUCUGCUAUCUUCGAGUGGUUCUGACAGCCAAACCAAGGACAUCGUGUCAUGUUCUCCUCCUUUAUUCCAAGUAAUAUUAUUCUUCUUUUCUCUCUAUCUAGUAGCAUUUGCUCAAGGUGGACACAAGCCAUGCACUCAGGCUUUUGGGGCCGAUCAAUUUGACGGUGACGACCCAGAGGAGUGCAAAUCCAAGAGCUCAUUCUUCAACUGGUGGUAUUUGGGCGUGUGCUUCGGUGCCAUGGUAACAAUUGCGAUUGUGAGCUACAUACAAGAAAAUCUUAGUUGGGCACUUGGAUUUGGAAUUCCUUGUAUAGCAAUGGUUAUUGUAUUGGUGGUUUUCUUUCUGGGAACUACAACUUACAGGUUUACCAUUACACACAAUGAGGAAGGUCCAUUUGUGAGGAUCGGUAGGGUGUUUGCUGCGGCAUUUAAGAACCGGCGAAGAACUCCAUCCAUUAUAGCCAAUGAAGUGGAAGUUGUGUCUCACCAAGGUUCUGAACAAUACAAAUUCCUCAACAAAGCCUUGAUUGCACGAAACCAUUUAAAGGAAAAUGGUUGGGUUUGUAGUGUAGCCGAGGUUGAAGAGGCAAAGGCUGUACUUAGACUUGUUCCGAUUUGGGGGACAUGCUUGCCAUACGGUAUUGUGUUUGCUCAGUUCUCAACUUUCUUCACAAAGCAAGGGGCUACAAUGGAGAGAACAAUUGUAUCUGACUUUAAAUUACCAGCUGCUUCACUACUAUGCUUCAUCAGCAUUGCCUCAAUCAUCUUCAUUCCCAUUUAUGACCGCAUUUUUGUUCCGUUCGCCAGAGCUCUCACCAGAAAACCAUCCGGCAUCACAACCAUACAGAGAAUAGGAGCCGGAAUCCUCAUGUCUGUUUUCACAAUGAUAAUUGCAGCUAUCGUUGAGAUCAAACGGCUGAAAACCGCUGAAGAAAACAACCUUGUUGAUAAGCCAAGUGCGACAAUCCCAAUGAGCGUCUGGUGGUUGUUACCUCAGUACAUCUUGUCUGGAAUAACUGAUGUCUUUACCAUGGUUGGCCUGCAAGAGUUCUUCUAUGAUGAGGUGCCAAUAGAACUAAGGAGCAUCGGACUUGCCCUUUACCUUAGUAUAUUUGGUGUUGGGAACUUCUUAAGCAGUUUUCUUGUCUCUGUCAUUGAGAAAACAACUGGCGGGGCUGGCCGAGAUAGUUGGUUUUCGGAUAAUCUAAAUCGGGCUCAUCUUGAUUACUUCUAUUGGCUGCUUGCCGGACUCAGUGCUCUGGGAUUUGCAGCCUACUUCCAUUUUGCGAGAUCUUACAUUUAUAAUAGAAGCGGCACAAUGUAA